GAAAUUGAAUGCAAACACAGUAUUAAUGAGCAAAAAGAGUGCUAUUUAUGGGGGAAUUGUUGUCAAGUGAUCGACGCAUACAUACAGUGACUGUAGGAGAGAGUGAUUGCAAUCAAAUGGUUAUCAUAUCGUAAACAAAGCGAUCGUUUGGUUUCAACGCUUGUCUGCAAUACUGUUUCAGUCAUUGAAAGAGUCACUCAUUUCUGUCGCAAAUCACUGAUCGAUACGUCGUUUUGUUGUUGUCUUUCAUUUGAGUGAACAAAACAAUCAGCAAAUAUGGUCUCCGGAGGAAUGUCUUGCGUUAAAUACCUGUUAUUCGCAUUCAAUCUGGUGUUUGUGAUCUUCGGUAUACUGUUGUUGUACUCGGGAUUCAAGACCAUCGCUAAGAUCGAUGACUAUCAUCUGGUUCUGGAGGACGCGCCGCACAACGUGGCCAUCGCUCUGGUUGUGGUGGGCUUUGCCAUCUUCGCCGUCGCAUUCCUCGGCUGUUGCGGUGCUAUCAAAGAGAACUCAUGUAUGCUUACAUCGUUCAGUUCAAUAAUUUUGGUGAUACUUCUGAUUGAGUUGAUUGGCGCCGGACUUAUCUUCGCAUUCAAAUCAAAGUUGAGGACAGCGGCCGAGAAGGGAAUUGAUGAGGCGAUUAAGAAGUACAACACCGUUGAGAACGGAUCCGAUAUUAAUAUUAUUUUGGACGACAUCCAGAAGAAUAUGAAGUGUUGCGGAGCCGCCAAUUACACCGAUUGGCUGGAGAACAAGAAUGUGACGGCUGAUCAUUACCCUGAUUCUUGUUGCGAAAACAAAACGGCUGUUGUAGUCCUCAACACCACUCCCGCUCCUUCUCUCUUGAACCCCACUCCCAUGACUUGUACCGCUCAGUUCAUACACAAAGAUGGAUGUAUCGGGAAAUUGGAGGAUGAGAUUCGCAGCUCUGUUGCCCUAUUGGGCGGAAUAGCGAUCGCUGUGGCAGUGAUUCAAUUGCUGGGAAUUAUCUUCGCGUGUUCUUUGAGCCGCAGUAUUAAGAAGGAGUACGAAGUGGUGUAAAAUGUGUUUAAAAUCGCUCUUUAUUUGCACUUUUAUUGUCUAUUUUUAAUCUCUAAUCGAGAGAAACUGCUGAAUAUUAAUGAGAUAUUGGAUUAUAUUUAAACAUUUUGAGUCAAUUGAAGUUCAAUUUAAGUUAUUAUUUAAUUAUUGAUUAAUAAUUUUUCCUAUAUUUGCAUAAAUCAUAUGAUUUGCAAUUUUUUCCUCAAUUCUGUAGUCACUUUCGUAACCACUGUUCGCGUCUUUAAAGCGACGUUAAGUCAAGUUUUUUUUAAUUAUAAUAAAUAUUAACAAUUUUAAUCAUUCAUUUGUAUUAAUAAUGUCGAGAAUUUUUAAUUAAAAUAUUUUCUAAAACUUAUCGACAGAUAAGUGUUUUUGAUUAGAGGGAUAGCGUUAAGCAUUACGUGAAUUUAAUGAUGUUUUUAUGUAUGAUUUGCAACAAUGAAUUACUAUUUAAAAGACAUAUAUUUUUAUAUAUUGUUUUGUUAUUUCUAUUCAAAAGCUUUUUAUUAUUUGGAAGUAAUUAUAAAAUACCGUUUGCUUAAGAGUGAGGUUAGGGUUUGUGAAGGGUUGUGUGAGGCAAAAGGACCUUGGUUCUAAUGUUCACUAGGAAAUUCUCGACAUUUACUAUAAUAAUUAUAUAAAUAUUAAUCGCAUAACUGUUUGAUUAUUUAAAGAGUGAUUUAUUAAUUAACUAUAAUUUUUCUAAUCCAUAAUUCUGUCAAUCAAUGCUUACAAUAUUACAAAAGGUUUUACAAAAAAACUUUUACUUUUAGAAUUUUCUAAAAGCUUUUACUAUUUGAAUACUAUUUGUAUAAAUUUUAAACCUUUUCUAUAUAAAGAACUAUUGUAUGAAUACAUUGUAUUGUAAAAUGAUUUUCAACCGAAAUACGAUAGUCUUCGUUGAGCACAAAAAUAUGAAACCAAUUCUUGACUAAUUCAGGAAUAAUGCGAUACUUAAUAUUAAUUUGAAU
This is a messenger RNA of Medioppia subpectinata, 2012 nucleotides long. The record is from the annotation of a GenBank genome assembly. Lineage: Eukaryota; Metazoa; Arthropoda; Arachnida; Sarcoptiformes; Oppiidae.